Messenger RNA from Otolemur garnettii (small-eared galago), 4498 nucleotides. It is a transcript of the gene BIRC2, whose product is annotated as baculoviral IAP repeat containing 2. Gene Ontology annotation, biological process: regulation of apoptotic process. The record is from RefSeq and is a predicted model, not a curated record. Bases 2028 to 3884 code for a protein of 618 amino acids. Lineage: Eukaryota; Metazoa; Chordata; Mammalia; Primates; Galagidae. The transcript is spliced from 9 exons.
AAUCCUGGCAGUGAAGCCUGGCCCGAAAUACCGUUCGCUUUGCUAGGGAUGCGCAUUUGAAAUAAGGACACUUUUCGUCCUUGUGUAUGUCUCCAGGACCCCAAACCAAAACUUUAAAAACAAAAGUUACACUGGCUGAUUACAAAUACACCAUAUCUUCAAAAUUAAUACUACUUUCCAACGCUUCGUUUUCGAUGUGCACCUCCAGCUGCGGAAUGUUGAUACUACGCAGGCGUGUAGGUAGGUUACAAUUGUCUUCAUUGAAGCAAAAAAUGCCACCGCAGUGACUCCAUCCUCAGAUGCAGUCAUUUCCCACCAGGGGAGGCGGCGCCCUGCGGAGCGUGGCUGGCCUGGUGCGUAAGUCAAGGGGACGAGGGCGGCGCCAAACCAGCAGCGCCAGGGCGUUUCCCCAGGGUUUCCGGAGACUGAAACCAAAGGGCUCCCGGCGGCCAGGCCCCCUCGGGAGAAUGUCAGGAAGGGGCAGAGAGCAGUAAGCGUGCCCAAACCGCGAGGUUAAAACACGCAACACCGACGCGAUGCGCACCGUGCGCCUCCCCCGUGGGCCGCCCGGACCUCCCGGCCUCCGCAGCGUCGCCCCGCGGCAGAGGGCGCGCUGGGUUCCGCUUCCCGGCCGUGCCUGCGCGGCCGGCGCCGCGGGUCCCCAGGGCGCGCUGACGUCACCGUGCGUCGACGUGGGUUCGGCCGGGCUUGGGGGCUUCGGGAACGCCGGAGCCGGGAAGCCGCGCCCGCCGCCUCUCCGCCUCUCCUGCUGAGGCGAGCGACGCCCCGGCUUUGAGGCGGUUUCCAGGCAGCCGCGCAGCUUCCGCGCUGGGAGCGUCGGGCCGCGGUUUACAGCCCUGAAGAGUCUUUUUCCCUCCUAUUUUUCCCAUUGCAGUAAUAAAUCCCAUUAUGGAAACACUGCAGCGUUAUAAAGGGAUAUAGUUUGAAUUCUGUGGAGUGUAAUUUUGUGUAUGAAUUAUAUCUUUAAAAUAUUGAAGAGUUUUCAGAAAGAGGCUAGGAGAGUUAAUUACUGGGUUAUUAUGCUAAGCAGCAAUUCUGUUGAUAUUACACUAUUUCGUUAGGCAUUUUUAAUAACACUAGAAAGGACAACCUUGAUAAAACUCAUCUUUAAUUACAGCAUGACUGAUAGUAAAACUGAAUGGUUCAUAAAUGAAGAACAGAUUAUUUAAUUUUUAAAUGCAGCGUAAAAGUAUGCGCUGUGGAAAUCUUACGGUCAACAAGUUGAUGGAGAAAAUGCCUUCAGUUGAUCAAGUAUUAAAAAAGUGGUAUACAAAUUGAGGGAGACUAAUGUUGCUGCAGGAAAUGGAAACAAAUACAGAUAUUUAACAAAGAUGAAAGUCUACAAUUUGUAAACUUCAAGCAAAAUUCAUUUGACAUCGAACACACUGUAAUAGGCACAGGUUCAACAAAGGUGGAUGUUGCCUUCCUCGGAAAUUAACUGAAACUGAUCUAGCCUCUUAACUAAAUACCAUGAUGAUAAGCUGUGUGAAAUUAGAUAGUAUGACCAUAUGUGGGGGGAUGUUGUUUUAAAGUGUUUAUAGGGAAAGAAGUCUGCAGGUAAUUUUUUACUCUUGCGGCAUAAUCAGUAAUUGGCCUGAUAUCAAGGCUUCAUAUCUUGUAAACUAGAGGCAUAAUUUAGGUAUUCUAUAGUUGUUUAGAAUUUGAGAAUAUAGACCUUGAAAAACCAAGGUGUUUCAGAAGGGCAUCAACAUAUUUAGGCCUUUAGGUUAAUAUUAUGCCAAAUUAUGAGCGAAUAGCACUUGAAUUACCUAAAAGUUUAUUAUAAUCCUGAAGAGGUCUAAGUAGUAUCUUGGUAAUUGAGGAGAACUUUUCAUUCUACCUUAGCGUAAAUGCAGAUGGAAAUCCAGUGAAGGAGGUGUAGUGAAUUCUGUAUAAGUAAGAUUGUAUCACUUUAUUCCCUUUUUGUGGUAAGAAUCUAAUUUAGUUUGAAGAGACAAAUUUCAUGUGAAGGUUUUUUAGCCAUCAAGCAGUACUAUCACCUACUCAUGCACAAAACUACCUCCCAAAGACUUGUCCUAAGUCCCUUACCUCAAAAAAUUAAGAGUAUAAUGGAAGAUAGCCCGAUCUUGUCAAAUUGGACAAAUGACAACAAACAAAAGAUGAAGUAUGACCUUUCCUGUGAACUGUACAGAAUGUCUACAUAUUCAACUUUCCCCACUGGUGUUCCUGUCUCAGAAAGGAGUCUUGCUCGUGCUGGUUUUUAUUACACCGGUGUGAAUGACAAGGUCAAAUGCUUCUGUUGCGGCCUGAUGCUGGAUAACUGGAAACAAGGAGACAGUCCUAUUGAAAAGCAUAAACAGCUAUAUCCUAGCUGCAGCUUUGUUCAGAAUCUGGUUUCAGCUAGUCUGGGAUCCACCUCUAAGAAUAUUUCUCCAGUGAGAAGCAGUUUUGCACAUUCAUUAUCUCCCACUUUGGAACAUGGUGGCUCAUUCGGUGGUUCUUAUUCCAACCUUUCACCAAACCCUCUCAAUUCUAGAGCAGUCGAAGACGUCUCUGCAUUGAGGACUAACCCCUACAGUUAUGCAAUGAGUACUGAAGAAGCCAGAUUUCUUACUUACCGUUUGUGGCCUUUAACUUUUCUGUCGCCAUCAGAAUUGGCAAGAGCUGGUUUUUAUUAUAUAGGACCCGGAGAUAGGGUAGCCUGCUUUGCUUGUGGUGGGAAGCUAAGUAACUGGGAACCAAAGGAUGAUGCUAUGUCAGAACACCGGAGACAUUUUCCCAACUGUCCAUUUUUGGAAAAUUCUCUAGAAACUCUGAGGUUUAGCAUUUCAAAUCUGAGCAUGCAGACAUAUGCAGCUCGAAUGAGAACAUUUAUGUAUUGGCCAUCUAGUGUUCCAGUUCGGCCUGAGCAGCUUGCAAGUGCUGGUUUUUAUUAUGUGGGUCGCAAUGACGAUGUCAAAUGCUUUUGUUGUGAUGGUGGCUUGAGGUGUUGGGAAUUUGGAGAUGAUCCAUGGGUAGAACAUGCCAAGUGGUUUCCAAGGUGUGAGUUCUUGAUACGCAUGAAAGGACAAGGGUUUGUUGAUGAGAUUCAAGGUCGAUAUCCUCAUCUUCUUGAACAGCUAUUGUCAACUUCAGAUACUCCUGGAGAUGAAAAUGCUGAUCCACCAAUUGUUCAUUUUGGAUCUGGAGAAAGUGCUUCAGAAGAUGCAGUCAUGAUGAAUACACCUGUGGUGAAAUCUGCCUUGGAAAUGGGCUUUAGUAGAAGCCUGGUAAGACAGACAGUUCAGAGCAAAAUCCUAACUACUGGAGAGAACUACAAAACAGUCAAUGAUAUUGUAUCAGCUCUUCUGAAUGCUGAAGAUGAAAAAAGAGAAGAGGAAAAGGAAAGGCAAGCUGAAGAAAUGGCAUCAGAUGACUUGUCAUUAAUUCGGAAGAAUAGAAUGGCUCUCUUUCAGCGGUUGACAUGUGUGCUUCCUAUCCUGGAUAAUCUUUUAAAGGCCAAUGUAAUUAAUAAACAGGAACAUGAUAUUAUUAAACAAAAAACACAGAUACCUUUACAAGCAAGAGAACUGAUUGAUACCAUUUUAGUGAAAGGAAAUGCUGCAGCCAACAUCUUCAAAAACUGUCUAAAAGAAAUCGAUUCUACGUUAUAUAAGGACUUAUUUGUGGAUAAGAAUAUGAAGUAUAUUCCAACAGAAGAUGUUUCAGGUCUGUCACUGGAAGAACAGUUGAGGAGGUUACAAGAAGAAAGAACUUGUAAAGUGUGUAUGGACAAAGAGGUUUCCAUUGUAUUUAUUCCUUGUGGUCAUCUGGUGGUGUGCCAGGAAUGUGCCCCUUCUCUAAGAAAAUGCCCCAUUUGCAGGGGUAUAAUCAAGGGUACUGUUCGUACAUUUCUCUCAUAAAAGAAAAAUAGGCUGUAUCUUAAGUUAUAUAGAAAAGUAUUUAACAUAUUGUUGAACAUACAAUGCUAUUUGAAUGAACCAUUGGUUCUUUAGUUAGUAACAUUUGUGUUGUAAUCUGCUUUGGUACUAAUAAUCUUAUUUCUAAACAGGUAGUUUAUAUCAUAUUUAAUCUUAACCUGUGUAUUUACAAGAGAGGAUUUAUGUUUGAUGAGCUACAUAAGUGUAUAUUGUUAUCUGUCACUUUAGGUGUUACUGGAUUUGGUAUUCCUUCUGAAAGCUUUGAGUACCACUGCCACAAUAUAGGAUAGAGUAAAAGAACUGGAAAUGUAAACUCUGAAGUUCAGUUACUAUGCCAAAUUCUUUUUGGCACUUUUCACAUAUGUUAUAAAAUAAGGAUUUUUCUCUUCCUAGUAAAUAAGUUCCCCUAUUCUCCCUUAGUUUGUGAGAACAUCUUAAUAAAGUACUUUAAAAAGAGUAUACCAUCAAAAUGUUUUUUCUGUCCUGAUUUAAAAAUUAAUUUUCUUGUGUCUUCAUUGUACUUUACUCAAAUGCUAGCUAUUCAGAGUUAAAUUUAUGAAACAAAUUACUAAGAAAUAUUUUUGGGCUGGGCGCAG